Messenger RNA from Mugil cephalus (flathead mullet), 1195 nucleotides. It is a transcript of the gene gtf3ab, whose product is annotated as general transcription factor IIIA, b. Bases 88 to 1059 code for a protein of 323 amino acids. Lineage: Eukaryota; Metazoa; Chordata; Actinopteri; Mugiliformes; Mugilidae. The record is from RefSeq and is a predicted model, not a curated record. The transcript is spliced from 9 exons. Gene Ontology annotation, cellular component: nucleus.
GAGUUGGUGGUUGUAGGUCACCAAGUGUCCUGCCCCCUUUACAACAAGUUUUGACCACAACACUACACCUGACAUCUCUUAGCAAAGAUGGGGGAGAGGUUGCAAAGUCAAAAAAGCUACGUUUGCUCUUUUUCCGACUGUAAAGCUACGUUCAGUAAGUCGUGGAAGCUAGAGGCUCAUCUUUGCAAGCACACAGGAUUGAAACCCUUCUCCUGCGACAACUGUGACAAGAGCUUUUGUACUCGCUAUCAACUCACCAGACAUGAGCUCGCUCACAGCGGGGAAAAACCACACAAGUGUGCGGCUCAUGGAUGCUCCGAGGCAUUUAUCACGAACGCCAGCCUGAAGAACCACACGGCUCGAGUCCACCAGCACCAGGAGAAGCGAUACAAAUGUGAACAAAAAGGCUGCGGGAAGGAUUUCAACAAGAGGAACCAGCUGAAAGCCCACACGUAUGAGCACCAACAGAUUCUACCUUUUCACUGCACAGUCAACGGAUGCACAAGAGAAUUUCCCACUCAUGGAAAACUGAAGCAUCACGAGAAAGUGCAUCAAGGGUACCCAUGCGAGGCCGAGGAAUGUCCGUUCCGAGGCAAAACGUGGACAGAACUCCUGAAGCACAGAAAAGAACACAAAGUCAAGGUGCCGUGUGGAGCGUGCAAGAAGCUGUUCAACAACGCCUGGUUCUUGCGCCAGCACGAGCUGCGCGUCCACUCCGGGGAGAGGAGGAUGUUCACGUGCCCCAGGAGAGGCUGCGACAAGAAGUUCACUCGACGCUUCAACCUGGAGAGUCACGUGGUGGGAGACCAUGAUAAGAAGAAACCGUUUAGCUGCGCCUACCCCGGCUGUGGGAAGAGCUUUGCAAUGAAGGAAAGCAUGUGGCGACACGGAGUCGUGCAUGACCCAGCAAAGAAAAAGCUGAAGAAACUGCGCCCUAAAAAGAAUCAGCCCUGGCGGCUGGCACUGCAGGUCAAACUGGCAGCUGCAGCCAAUCAAGCGGAGACCAACAAGCUUGCUGCAAAGCUGCGCAAAACCACUUUAGAGGAGAAGAAAUCUUGAGGCUGCAUUAUGAAAUCUGCUUGCAUGUGAUAAUUAGUGGAAAACACUUUGUCUUUUUUUUUCUUUUUUUUCUUUUUUCCUCCCAGUUAUGUUUUUGUUUAUAAAAGUGUGAAUAAAGCCUCACGAAUAAGCAGUA